This is a messenger RNA of Serpula lacrymans var. lacrymans S7.9, 1433 nucleotides long. RefSeq lists its product as uncharacterized. NCBI's taxonomy places the organism in Eukaryota, Fungi, Basidiomycota, Agaricomycetes, Boletales, Serpulaceae. Gene Ontology annotation, molecular function: O-methyltransferase activity. Bases 1 to 1347 code for a protein of 448 amino acids. The transcript is spliced from 12 exons. The record is from RefSeq and is a predicted model, not a curated record.
AUGUCAGCCGAAGCUCAGCUCGAGGCGCUCCUCGCCAUCAUCAACACUUCUGCGCGACAGGCUAUUGCAGAGUACAAGAAGAGUGGAGAUGUACCCACCAUAAACUCAACGAGCCCACAUCCCCUUGAUUCCGCCGCGGACACGGUAGCUUUGAAGAAAGCGGUGAGGUUGUUGGAGGGGGCUUGCCAGCAGCUUUGUGUCUCCCUGGCACCACCUCAGCACACUCUGAUCAAUCUCACAGAAAACUUUGACUGGGCAUGCGCCGGCGCUGCCAUUCGUGCCAAGAUUGCCGACGUUUUGGCCGACUUUCCGAAUGGUCUGCAUGUAGCAGAGCUCGCUGACAUCGUGCACAUCGAGAAGGGAAAGCUAUGUCGUCUUCUGAGAGUACUCGCAUGCAAAGGCUGUUUCCUGGAGGUCGAUGUGGACGUCUUUGCGAACAAUCGCUUGUCUCUAAUGUUGAAAUCAUCUUCGAAUGUUUCGUGUCUGGCUCGGAUUUACGCACAGGACGUUUCACAAGCUGCUGAAUCAUUAUACGAGACUUUGGUAGACCCGGACUUUGCUGCUUCGUAUGAACCAGACAAAGCCCCGUUGAUUUAUGCUCUCAGAAAACGUAAUAUUCAAGGCAGCUUCUUUGACUGGAUGAGGGAGGACGAUGAAAGGCGUGAGAACUACCAUCGUGCAAUGGUUGGCUUGGGCGAUGUCAUGGGAUCGCUCUCAGUGCUACAUCAUUAUCCUUGGAAUGAGGUUUCAACGGUCUGUGAUGUCGGCGCUAGUAUUGGAACCUUCUCUCUACCUUUGGCCAAGAAAUUCCCUCACCUCAAGAUCACAGAUCAAGACCUUCCCGAGGUGCUCGUACAGGCGACCGAGGUCUGGCAAAAAGAUGCACCCGAGGCUGUUGAGGAAAAACGAAUUGAAUUCAUCCCAUUGAACUUCUUCGAGGAGAUACCCGCCCAAGGGAAGGACGUUUAUUAUGCAAGUCUUCACCUUUUGCUGCGGAAUAUAAUCCACGACUGGCCUGACGCUGAGGCAGCUGUAAUAAUCCGAAACGUUCGACGAGCAAUGGCACCCCAUAGCCGGCUUCUGAUUCACGAUUACGUUCUUUCAUCUGCAAGUCCGAAGUUGCGGUCUAGUACCCUCGGACAAGAAUUAGCCCCUGAACCGAUGUUGCCUAACUUUGGCUCUGGGAAUAUUCGGAUGUACCAGCAAGACCUCAACAUGUGGUUCAUCCAUAAUGCCAAGGAGCGCACGGUACAGGAUUCCGUGACUCUAGGAGCUGCUGCAGGCCUACGGCUCGAGAAAAUAUACGAUCUCGCGGAAUCGUCUGUGCUGGAGUUCAGAAUAGCGUGAUGUGUUUUCUUGAGCAGGCGACGCAGGGUUGUACAGUGUAUUUUUUAUAUAUCUCUUUCAUUGUACCACGUAGAUGAGUCUCGCAC